GAACCUUGCUAAGUCUUCCAACAACGCAUUAGAAUGGGUUUGUUACCACUCCAAAGCCAAAAUAAGCCGACAUGUGUACGCCCAAACGAUCUCGCGCACAGAUGCCAUCGCUCUCCUGUUGUUUGGACCCCGAGACGUGUCUAUCUACCACGAGUUAGCCAGGGUAGUUGUAGGUAAUUGGAUACAGUUGCAAACCAGCCCGCUUACGGCUGCUAGACUGGCCUGGUUUAAGGUGCGCAUGGACGAAGUAAUCCGGGACAGAAUAACGGGACGGGCGGGAGAAGCCGGAGAGGCUGGUCGUAUAUUAGAUACGGCUGCAGGAACUUUAAAUUAA
This is a messenger RNA of Sphaeroforma arctica JP610, 334 nucleotides long. RefSeq lists its product as hypothetical. The record is from RefSeq and is a predicted model, not a curated record. The transcript has a single exon. NCBI's taxonomy places the organism in Eukaryota, Ichthyosporea, Ichthyophonida. The annotation marks the transcript as partial.